AUAAAUAUUUUUAUUAUUUAUAUUUUAUUUAUCAAAUAUUUUUUAAUAAAAAUGGAAAAUAAAAACAAAUUUAUUUCUCCUUUCUAUCGACCGUGGAUGAUUACGUACGGUGCUGCUGCACCGGCCGGUGGAUCCAACAAAGGCAUGAAAGGGAUCGUUGCCGGUGGAAUCACUGGUGGAAUUGAAAUUUGUAUUACUUAUCCUACAGAAUAUGUAAAAACACAAAUGCAACUUGAUGAAAAAGUUGGUGCUAAAAAAUAUAAUGGUAUAAUGGACUGUAUUAAGAAGACUGUAAAAGGCCAUGGCGUAUUUGGUCUUUAUCGUGGACUUAGUGUAUUGCUUUAUGGAUCUAUUCCUAAAUCCGCUGUUAGGUUUGGAGCAUUUGAAGCUUUAAGCACUCAAGUUACAGGAGGCAAAGGAGAAUUGACAGCUACUCAAAGAGUAUUGUGUGGUCUUGGUGCUGGUGUCUCUGAAGCCAUACUUGCAGUCACUCCAAUGGAAACCGUGAAAGUGAAAUUUAUUAAUGAUCAACGACUAGAAAAGCCUAGGUUCAAAGGUUUUUUCCAUGGUACCAGUAUUAUCAUCAAAGAACAAGGCAUUAGUGGUGUUUAUCAAGGGUUAAUGCCAACUAUAUUAAAACAAGGAUCUAAUCAAGCAAUACGAUUUUAUGUAAUGGGCGCAUUAAAAAAUCUCUAUAAGGGUGAUGAUCCCAACAAACCGGUACCUAAAUUAUUAGUUGGAAUUUUCGGUAUGGCCGCUGGUGCUGCUAGUGUUUAUGGAAACACACCAUUAGAUGUUGUUAAGACACGUAUGCAAGGAUUGGAAGCUAAAAAAUAUAAAAACACAUUUGACUGCAUGGUUAAAAUAUGGAAAAAUGAAGGGCCUUCAGCGUUUUACAAAGGAACUGUUCCUCGACUGAGCAGAGUGUGUUUGGAUGUAGGUAUAACUUUCAUGAUUUAUGAUUCCUUUAUGGAUCUAUUUAAUAAAGUAUGGCCUUGAAUUAAUAAUAACAAUGUAUAAAAAAAAAUCUAUAUAAAAUUAUGUUUGUAAU
Messenger RNA from Sipha flava (yellow sugarcane aphid), 1051 nucleotides. RefSeq names its product tricarboxylate transport protein, mitochondrial (gene sea). Bases 52 to 999 code for a protein of 315 amino acids. Lineage: Eukaryota; Metazoa; Arthropoda; Insecta; Hemiptera; Aphididae. Gene Ontology annotation, biological process: mitochondrial citrate transmembrane transport. The record is from RefSeq and is a predicted model, not a curated record. The transcript is spliced from 5 exons.